This is a messenger RNA of Hirsutella rhossiliensis, 1089 nucleotides long. RefSeq names its product membrane-associating domain-containing protein. The transcript has 4 exons. Lineage: Eukaryota; Fungi; Ascomycota; Sordariomycetes; Hypocreales; Ophiocordycipitaceae. The record is from RefSeq and is a predicted model, not a curated record. The coding region runs from base 1 to 1089 and encodes 362 amino acids. Gene Ontology annotation, cellular component: membrane.
AUGUCUCAAACCAUCUUACGGGGUCUGGCCUUGGCCAACCACUUUAUGAUUUUCGCCUCGGCCACUAUCGUCACUGGCUUGCUUUCUCGCUUCUUGCACAAGAAUGACUUUCGCAAUGCACAUCUCAUCUACGAAGAGGUUAUCGCUACUAUUACUCUCGCCUUCUACUUGGCUGCUACAGCCUUGCCACUCAUCAAGAGCUAUCGUGGCUACCUUUUGCCGCUGAACCUUAUCUUCUCUUACUUGUGGCUCACGUCGUUUAUAUUUACGGCGCAAGAUUGGAGUCGUGGCAAGUGCCUUACUGCAGAACCACGAGAGCAUUCACAAUGCCGAAAGAGACAUGCCGUUGAGGCGUUUACCUUUAUUGCCUUUCUGGCAAAGUCGGUUCCCCGCAAACUAGAAACACCAGUUUUGACGUGGACGAGGGCACACGCCCAAAGCACGGGCAGCACACGGCUAAGGGACAAGGCUCUCAGUAUCGCGAGUGGUGCAGCCAUCAGUGCUGAGAACUACGCCGCGUUCGACAGCCGUCCCGUCUUUGAGUUUGUCGCGCAAGAAGCCCAAUCUUCCCGACAAGGGCCACGCGCAUUCGGCGUCCGUCUGCGGGGACGAGAUCAAGAGGCUUUCAGAUCUUGCGGCCUGCGUGCCUCCUGCGCGCGAGAUCCACCGCAUCGCUCUUUGGCUUCCUCUUCAGCCUUCUGGGCGUCGCCUGCGAUUCAUCGUCCUCUGUCGCGGCUGGCGGGGAAGAGUCGUAACCCGUCUGGGCACGAGGUGUGCCGUCUGUGCCUGGCGUCCACUGGCCGGGCGUCCACCGGCGUAUUGUCCACUAGCCGUGCGUCGAGUCGGCGACGGAGGACGACCGCUGCACCUGCGUAUUCUGGAGGCGCGUCUCUCUUCGUCGGCGAAUGCAAUGUUGCGGAUGGAGACACGCUCGCCCAGAGGAACCGGCGCCUGCCCGGGGUCGAGGUGUGCGGCUGUAAGGGGCGUGCCUAUGCGCCAGCGGGCCGCGAGAUUCUGGAUAUUCUCGUCGACACCCCUUACUUGGCUGGGGUCGUCGAGGAAAGAGUCGGCGAAGGUGCUGUAGAAUAG